CCGGAACGUUCUGGAGAACUUAUCUGCAGAAACCGUAUGCUUGAACUCGACGGACAAGUGGCACAAUUUCUGGACCAGAUGUUCAAAGCCGUCAAGGAUGGAAGAAUUCCCAAGGGCAAUCCGUUCAACGAUCUUUUCGACCAACAGAAAGAAGACAAGAAGUAUAGCCUCGACUACCUUCACCAGAUGGCGAAAGAGCUAUACUCGACGCUCAGCAGGACCAUCCACAACUUCAAGUCGUCGCGAGACUUCAAUCAGUACACGAUAGUACCCGGUCAGUUUGAUCCCAUGCAGAUGGAUUUUAUGCGGGACAUGGAGCCAAAGAAGGAGAAUUUUUUAGCCGACGAGGGUCUAGAUUGGGAGAAGGAAAGAAGGCGAUAUCCGGGCCAAGUCUUGGAUGAUGCGACGAGAAGUGCGGUGCUGUCACCUGCGGCAGCAGUGAAGAACGAAAAGAAGAAGCAGCAGGAGGCACAAGCUGAAGAGCAGAAUGACAAAUCCACGCCGAUCCUGGGAGGAAGCAUAGAUAAGCAGCUUCUCGAAGAAAUCGAUCUUGCAAAGAGAAAUGAGGUCGACUUGAUGGCAGAGAGCAAUGAGGAGGACGGGUCUCUACAAGGCCGUCAAACUGUCGCGUUGGAGAAACUAGCGACAGUCAUAGCAGCAUAUCUGCAGGAUAGCGGAAAGCAGAAGUCGGAGGCAAGCUCAAUAGUCUUCGGGGAGGAGACGGAGGAUGAAGAUGAAGAUGAAGAAGAGGACGACGACGACGACGAGGAAGAAGACGGGGAUGGGAGAGCAUCAGGAAGACCGUAAAGAGCCUCAGUGUGAACCC
Messenger RNA from Trematosphaeria pertusa, 826 nucleotides. RefSeq lists its product as uncharacterized. The transcript has a single exon. NCBI's taxonomy places the organism in Eukaryota, Fungi, Ascomycota, Dothideomycetes, Pleosporales, Trematosphaeriaceae. The coding region runs from base 37 to 807 and encodes 256 amino acids. The record is from RefSeq and is a predicted model, not a curated record.